This is a messenger RNA of Linum trigynum, 1557 nucleotides long. The record is from the annotation of a GenBank genome assembly. NCBI's taxonomy places the organism in Eukaryota, Viridiplantae, Streptophyta, Magnoliopsida, Malpighiales, Linaceae.
AUGGAACCUUCGUCGCCUCCUCUGGAGAUACUAGUUCGGGGAUCGGAAGGCGCGUGUAUAUGGAAGGGGCCGCCGUUCAAGGACGGCGGCGGGCCGAGCGUCGAGGUCGAGAACAUUCGCUGCAACAGUUCCAAGUUCAGUGACGAUGGCUCCGUGCUCAUGAUUAUGAAGGAAGAUUCGGUUAUCAGCCUGUACGAUUGCAAGAGCAAGUUCACGGAGAUCCGCUCUUUCCAAGUUCCCAAUCUCGUGUCCGCUGCCCUGUCUCCUUGUGGAACCUUUGUUCAGACGUUUCAGAAGUCCACGACUCCCCAGGAUAAGAAUGUCGCCCUGUGGGAGACGAAGAAUGGUGAUGAUGUGCACCGUCACUUCCAAAAGAAUACGAGCAAAGCCACAUGGCCUUCUAUCCGUUUUAGCUCUGACGAGACAGUUGCAUGUCGUCUGGCGACCAAUGAGAUACAAUUCUUUGACCCCAAAGAUUUCUCGAAGGGGUUUGUGAAUCGCUUGAGAGUUCCAAGCAUUGCUGCAUUUGAGCUCUCAGCUCUACCGGGAUCCCAUGUUGCUGCGUUUGUUCCCGAGUCUAAGGGGAGUCCAGCCAGUGUUCAGAUAUAUAAUUGCAAGAAGGAAUUGCAAGAUCAGGCUGUUGCUCGUCGGAGCUUUUUCCGUUGUUCUACAGUCCAGCUGCACUGGAAUCGAGGUUCUACGGGACUUCUGGUAGUGGCGCAGGCUGAUGUUGAUAAGACCAAUCAAAGUUAUUAUGGGGAAACAAAGCUCAACUAUCUUACCACCGAUGGGAGCCAUGAGGGGCUAGUGUCUUUGCGCAAAGAAGGGCCCAUUCAUGAUGUUCAAUGGUCAUACUGUGGCACAAAGUUUGCUGUUGUUUAUGGGUUCAUGCCUGCAACUGCAACAAUUUUCGACAGGAAGUGCAGACCUCUACUUGAGCUAGGAUCAGGCCCUUACAAUACUAUCCGGUGGAAUCCCAAGGGAAAAUUCAUAUGCAUAGCUGGUUUCGGAAACCUGCCUGGUGACAUGGCAUUUUGGGACUAUGAAGAAAAUAAACAACUUGGAGCAACCAGGGCUGAAUGUUCUGUUACUAGUGAAUGGUCCCCAGAUGGCCAAUUUUUCAUGACUGCUACUACUGCACCAAGACUACAAGUUGACAAUGGGAUUAAGAUUUUCCACUAUAACGGGUCACGAUUCUUCAAAAGGAUGUAUGACAAGUUGUACCAGGCUGACUGGAGACCAGAAUCACCAGAUAAAUUUCCUGAAAUUGUUGACCUUGUCAAGACUGUUGAUUCAUUAGCAAUCAAAGAUGCCAAACCUCAAGGACAAGGGUCAUCAGCCCCUCGGAAAACUCAACCUACUCCUAUGAAGGCUCCUGUAAAACCUGCUGCGUACCGGCCACCACAUGCAAAACAGGCUGCAGCCAUUCAGGCAGAGCUACUUGGACGUGACAGCAGUGCAGAACAAAUGAGCAAAAACGCGCUGAAAAACAAGAAGAAAAGGGAGAAACAGAAGGAGAAGAAGGCUGCUGCUGGUGGUUCGGAAACCAGUUCAUAA